This is a messenger RNA of Erythranthe guttata (spotted monkey flower), 1766 nucleotides long. RefSeq names its product cytochrome P450 71A8. Gene Ontology annotation, molecular function: monooxygenase activity; heme binding; iron ion binding. The record is from RefSeq and is a predicted model, not a curated record. Lineage: Eukaryota; Viridiplantae; Streptophyta; Magnoliopsida; Lamiales; Phrymaceae.
CCCUGUCAGCAUAAUAUAAUAUAAAAUUAAAUGCUCAUAAUCCCAAUUAACUAAUUAAUUAAUUAAUAAUUACUCCCUUGAACCAAUUAUUAAGAACCAGUUGACUUAACUUAACCAAAAAAGGAUGCAAACAUCAACACCUUAAUUUUCUCGAAACAAAGUAAUAUUGAUCCAAGAACUCCUUUUUCAGAUCAACAGACAACACAACAAUGUUGAGUUUCAAUCAGCAACAAAUUCUCGACGGGUUUCGGUUCCACCCCUUUCUGCUUUCGCUACUCGGUUUACUCUCACUCAGUUUCGUCGCAAAACGGCUGUACAUAAACCCGUCGCUAAUUAGCACCAAAAAACUCCCUCCAUCACCGCCAAAGCUACCAGUACUAGGCAACCUCCAUCAACUCAGCACGUUGACUCACCGAUCAUUCCAAUCGUUAGGCGCAAAACACGGGCCUUUAAUGCUUCUCCACUUCGGCAACAAGCCCGUGAUCAUCGUCCAAUCCGCCGACGCAGCGAAAGAAAUCAUGAAAACAAACGACAUAGUCUUUGCCGAUAAGCCACACACGAGAACCGCAAGGCGGUUUUUCUACGAACUCAGAGAUAUAUCGGUCGCACCGUACGGUGAGUACUGGAGGAAACUGAAAAGCAUUUGUGUUCUCCAGCUUUUAAGCAGCAAGAGAGUUCAGUCUUUCGGUUUCAUCAGGGAGGAAGAAACUUCUCUUUUGAUGGAAAAGAUUAAUAAAUUGUCCAAGAAUUUAGAGCUUGUGAAUCUGAGCGAGUUGUUUGUGUCGGUGACGAACGAUGUGAUUUGCAGAGCGGUUUUCGGGAGGAAGUACGGUGAAGGGGAAGGUGGGAAGAGGUUUCUGAUGCUUCUGAGGAAAGUUGUCGAAUAUAUGGGGAGUGUGAGUAUCGGAGAAUUUGUACCGUGGCUUUCGUGGAUUAAUUAUGUUACCGGAUUCCAUAGGAGGGUUGAUAAGGCUGCUAGAGAAGUUGACGGUUUCUUGGAGAUGGUGGUUCAAGAACACAUGUUGAUUAACGAAGGCGUACGAAUAAGUCGGGAUGAAAGCAGGGAGAACUUUGUCGACAUUUUGAUGAAUCUUUACAAGGAUGAUAAGAGUGGUGUUUCUGUUGAUAGAGAUGGUAUCAAAGCUAUUAUUCUGGAUAUAAUCGCCGGAGGAACCGAUACAUCAGCCGCAACUCUAGAAUGGACAAUGUCCGAACUCCUAAGACACCCUAUAGCCCUCAAGACCUUGCAAAACGAAGUAAGAGAAAUCACGAGGGGCAAAAACAUCAUAACCGAAAACGACUUGGUGAAAAUGCACUAUUUGAGGGCCGUCGUGAAAGAAACGCUACGCCUCCAUCCUCCCGUCCCCUUAUUGGUCCGCGUGGCACGGGAAAACAUUAAAGUAAUGGGCUACGAUAUUUCCAUCGGGACAAUGGUCCUAACUAACACAUGGGCAAUCGGGAGGGAUCCCGAUUCUUGGAAUGAACCGGAGAAGUUUAUGCCCGAGAGAUUCUUGACUUCUUCGGUUGACUUUAAGGGGCUCGAUUUUGAGUUGAUUCCUUUCGGAGCUGGGAGAAGGGGGUGUCCUGGUAUCGUGUUUGCUAUGGUAGGGGUUGAACUUGUGCUUGCGAAUGUUGUGAAGAAGUUCGAGUGGGAGUUGCCGAAGGGGACGACAUGUGAGAAUUUGGACAUGACAGAACAACCUGGUUUUACUACUCAUAUGAAGAACCCUCUUUUGGCUGUUGCAACUCCUUGUUAUAAUUUCUAG